Molecule: messenger RNA, 3432 nt
Organism: Ectocarpus siliculosus
Lineage: Eukaryota; Phaeophyceae; Ectocarpales; Ectocarpaceae
Source: the annotation of a GenBank genome assembly
AUGACCCCUCCAGCCGAGAGCGGCAGCCGCAGCCGUGCUGAACCUUCACUCGCCGUUGCGAUCCCUCCUCAUGAGCCCGCAACGGGCAACGCACCGCUUGAGGUGCAGAUGUUGGACUUUUCUUUCAGCCCGCUUGGGCCUCGCGGCCUCCAAGACACGGACAUCGAUGCAGCAGGAGUUGUUGAAGAAGGGCAGCAGCAUCGGCACCCCAACACCAACCCGCCGCCUUCCGCGCUGAGCCUCAGGGAGUGCUCGCUGGGGGACCUUGGGGUUGCAGAGGUUGCUAGGUCCCCGUGGGUGCGUGGCAAAGCGGGAGUGAGGGCGUUGUCGCUACGGCAGAACCAGGUGACGGCUGCCGGGGUGCGGGCCCUGCUGGACUCCCUCCGCUCGGCGACCGACUCCGGCGACCGGCUGGCCUGCCUCGAGCUCGACUUCAACCCCAUCGGGGACGCGGGCGCGCAGCCCCUGCCCGCGUACCUGAAGGAGCGCGCGGCGAGGGGUGGCGGUGGGCUGGAGGAGCUGUCCCUGCGGUUCUGCGACAUUGGGCCGGCGGGGUACCUCUCCUCAGCGCUACUGAAGAGCGCUGCUGCAGCAAAGAUUGCCGCCAACGACGACGCCAACAGCCCCGCCAGCGAAGCUCCCACCACCGCUGGCAGCGGGGCCGGGCGGGAAGAGGAAGAGGAAGAGGCGGAGGCGGAGGGGGAGAAGAAAGGUGGUGCGGAGGUUGUCCUGCCUCCCCCGGUGGCUUCCGGGAUCAGGCGGCUCCUGUUGACGGGAAACGACCGCCUCGGCGACGCAGGGGCGAAGGCGUUGGCGUCGGCGCUGAAGAAGGACAACUCUCUCCAGGUUCUUGACCUCACGAGAUGCAAGAUUGGCGACGACGGCGCGCGAUGCCUCGCCAACGCGCUUCGGUCCAACUCGUGUCUUCGCGAGCUCAGGUUGGGUUACAACGACAUCUCCGCGGACGGCGCGUUGGCCCUCGCUUCCCUCCUGCAUGCUGGCUCUAGCGCCCUGGAGUGCUUGGAGCUGCAGGGAAAUCAUGUCGGUGAUGCCGGCGCCGUGGCCUUAGCGGACGGCCUUGUCGGGGGAAACAACCGCGGUGGUCGGAGGAGGGGCGGUGCGUCCAAGCAGGGCAUCAGCAGCAGGAGGGGGCCUGGCCUACGGUCGCUAAACCUCGCGGGGAACGGCAUCGGGUGCGCCGGCGGGGGUGCGCUUGCCAAGGCCUUGGUUGGCGGGAAGGGGGGAGGAGGAGAAGGAGGAGUCGUGCUGGAGGAGCUCGAGCUCGCGGGUAACGCGCUCACCCUCAGCGCGUCCCAAGCCGCCGCCCAAGCGAAGAGCUCCUCCCUCUACAAGUCGGCGGGCGGCGCGCUGUCCUCCCUGCUCACCACCUUCGUCGACGAGAGCUACUAUGGCGGCAACAGCAACAACCGCGGCAGUGUCCAGGACGCCUCGGCGUUAACCCCUCCGUCGCUAGGAAACCCCGCCGGUGGCGUGGCCGAGAGGCCGCUCAGGUGCGCGGUCGCGGAGCUCGGAGAAGCGCUAGCUGGACAGGGUGCCCGUGGGCGCGGCGGCGGCGGCGGCUUCGGUGGGAGCGGCGGCGGGUGCCCUUCCCUGAAGGCGGUGGGGCUGGCUAGGACGGGUUUGACCGAGAGGGACGCGGCGAGGCUCGCGGCGGCCCUGCGGGCUAGGCCCGUGGACAGCCCGUUGGAGGAAGUGGAGGUGGGAUUGAACGGGCUGAGCGUUAAGGCGGCCGAAGCCAUUCGAUUGGCGGUGGAGUCUCCGACCGCUCCUCACGACCGCAGCAGCAGCUUUGUCGACGACCUCGAAAAAAACGGGGGGCGGGGGCGGCAAAGGCCGCGGCGGCAACGGCAGCGGCGGCGACAUGAUCCGGCAGCACCCGGCGUCGACGAGCCGGGCCUGAGGUCGCGAAGGGGGACUGCGACAGCAGCACCGGCCGAAGAACGGUCUGCGAGGGGGGCGGAAGUCGGGGAGUACGUACCUCCGGGGGGGAGCGUGGAACUGGGACUGUUCGGGAAAAAGUUCGCUUCGUUUCAACAGGCUGGAGGCUCCGGGAGAGAGCUAGAUGUCGAAGUGUUCGGGAAGCGGGUCCGCUUCGAGCGGACGGGGGGCUCGCCGCCGUCCCCACGGCCUGGCUCGUCUCCGCCGCCUUCGAUGGCCACCGCCGAGCCUGACCCGUGGUCUGACGAUGAUGACGGAGGCGGCGGUGUCGAGGACGACUCUGAUCUUGGCGGGGUGUCCGCCGCCGCUACCGACGGCUCCUCCUCUUCUUGGUCCUCCGAGGAGGAGGAGAAUGAUGAUGACGAUGGUCGUGGGCACGAGGGGGGGCACGAUGAUAGUCGAGGGGGCAGGGGCCCCGCGGUUCUCGGCAGCGAUGACCCUGAGAACGCCAGCAUCAGCAGUGCUGCCGACGAUACGGAGGAUUGGGAUGAUGGUGGUGAAACGAGCGAUGGCGGCGACGACGAGGAACGCGGCCUUGACUCGAGCGCUGCCGGGAGGGGCAAGCCCGGCCUACGAAACCCGGCGUCGCGGAGAAAUUUCAACGUGCGCGGGGGUGGCGGCGGCGGCGGCGGGGGCGGCGAACCGCCGACAAAGAUACCAGGUCGACGGACCCGGUCAUCGCGGGACGCAGGAGGAGCAGACGACGGCGAGUGGGCUGCGGGGUUCGAAACGGUGUCAGCCGAAGAAACCGAGGCAGACCCCGAGAAUGGUGAGGAUGGCAGCGGGGCGGCAAAGGUUGAAUGGGAGGACGGUUUCCGCGAGUCGCGAACAGAACAAGGAGCGGAAGACAGCGAAGACGGCGAGUGGGCUGCGGGGUUCGAAGCGGUGUCCGAAGAAGCGGAGUCGGACUGCGAGAGCGCCAUGGGGGGCGGCGGAGCAGCAUCGGCCGAGGUUGAAUGGGAGGACGGUUUCCGCGAGUCGAGAACGGAACAAGGAGCGGAAGACAGCGACGACGGCGAGUGGGCUGCGGGGUUCGAAGCGGUGUCCGAAGAAGCGGAGUCGGACUGCGAGAGCGCCAUGGGGGGCGGCGGAGCAGCAUCGGCCGAGGUUGAAUGGGAGGACGGUUUCCGCGAGUCGAGAACAGAACAAGGAGCGGAAGACAGCGACGACGUCGAGUGGGCGGCAGGGUUUGAAUUGGCGUCAGCAAAAGAAGCUGAGUCGGACUGCGAGAGCGCGAUGGGUAGCGGCGGAGCGGAAUCGGCCGAGGUUGAAUGGAAGGCCGGUUUCCGCGAGUCGCGCAGGGAACAGGGAGCGGAAGACGGCGAGUGGGCGGCAGGGUUCGAACCGGUGUCAGAGGUAACUGGCCGAAACACUGCAGCUGACCGCGGCUCAGCACCAACCGAGAUUAUGGAAUGGAGCGCAGGCUUCGACGAUUGCGAGUUCAACGGAGGGUCGGGGCGCCGGGGGGAGUGA